AUGGCCCACGUCGUGCCGGGCCCGCCGCGAGCGAGCAAGAUGGCGCGGAGAGAGUCGAAGCAGGCUAUGGACGAAGCCAUCAAGCCAGCGGCUCUUCUUCGCUCGCUCCUUGAUGACCCGAUUCGGUUCGUGGGGAGCUCGCGUGACGAGCUCAAAGCGAGCAUGAGUCUGGACGCGGCGCGUGCCGCGCAUUUUGAGGUGGUGAACGCCGAGGACGACGAGAAGCAGCCGCAGCCGAAGGAGAAGGAGGAGGCGCCUGCGCCGCGUAUGUUGUAUGCGCACCGCAUCAUACCCCGCUUGCCCCGCGCGCAUACCGCGGGACUUCACAACCGCGGCAACACAUGCUACAUGAACAGCGUCAUGCAAGCGCUUCUUCAUACGCCGCCGCUCGCGUCGGCGCUUCUUUCGCAGAGCACGCCGACGCUGCUGGGCCGCUACGGCGUGCCACACACCCAAAAGCAGGCCCUCAAGGCCGCCCACAUGUUCAAUGCCAUGGGCGUCCUCAAAGACUUUUUCGAGCGCGCCUAUGGCAGCAGCAGCGCGAUAUCGCCCACGGCCUUCAUCAACAACCUGCGCAAGUUUGCUCGCCCACUUCGUCCGGGACGGCAGGAAGACGCGCACGAGUACCUGCGCCUACUCCUCGAGGCGUUGCAGCAUGCAUCGACAUGCUUUGCGCCCAAAGACAUCAAGCCACAGGACCCCGAGCUGGCCACGACGCUCGUGCAGCGCAUCUUUGGCGGGCGCCUACGCAGCCGCGUGACGUGCCACAGCUGCCGGCACAAUAGCGACACGUAUGACCCUGUGAUGGAUCUGAGCCUCGACGUCCGCAAAGGCAUUCACAGCGUCAAGCAGGCCCUCGAGGCGUUUACCGCGCCCGAGGAGCUGGCCGACAAGUACCGCUGCGACCAGUGCCACAAGAGCGUCAAUGCGACCAAGCGCUUCAGCAUCGAGCAGACGCCCAUGGUCCUGACCGUGCACCUGAAACGCUUCGGCAUCUUUGGCAACAAGAUCAACAAGCCCAUCAGCUAUGCGGAGCGCCUGCAGCUCGGCCGCUAUAUGAGCGAGCGCACCGCCGACACGGACGCGUACCGCCUGUAUGCCAUCGUGCACCACUACGGCAGCGGCCCCAACGUCGGUCACUACGUCGCCAGCGUGCGUACGCCCGAAGGUCGGUGGCUACGUAUGGACGACUCGUACGUGUCGACUCUCUCGCAAUGCCCUCUGGACGACCCGUCCGCGUAUAUCCUCUUUUACGCCCGCGACGCAGCGACGACACCCUCCUCGCCACGCAAACGCAAGGACCACAGCGAUGUGGACGCGGUCGUAGGCGAAGCCGUGCCUCGCUCCGCGGCGUGGGACGACGACGAAGACGAGGAGGACGCAUCUCGGUCACCUCCACAUAGCAAAAAGGACGCGCGGCGUCGUAAGCGGCGAAAAAGGGCCGUGGCGCGCCUGGCUUAA
Messenger RNA from Malassezia restricta, 1461 nucleotides. Its product is annotated as ubiquitin carboxyl-terminal hydrolase 36/42. Gene Ontology annotation, cellular component: cytosol; nucleus. The record is from RefSeq and is a predicted model, not a curated record. The coding region runs from base 1 to 1461 and encodes 486 amino acids. Gene Ontology annotation, molecular function: cysteine-type deubiquitinase activity; cysteine-type endopeptidase activity. NCBI's taxonomy places the organism in Eukaryota, Fungi, Basidiomycota, Malasseziomycetes, Malasseziales, Malasseziaceae. Gene Ontology annotation, biological process: protein deubiquitination. The transcript has a single exon.